Messenger RNA from Populus euphratica (Euphrates poplar), 786 nucleotides. RefSeq lists its product as uncharacterized. The transcript has 2 exons. Lineage: Eukaryota; Viridiplantae; Streptophyta; Magnoliopsida; Malpighiales; Salicaceae. The record is from RefSeq and is a predicted model, not a curated record. The coding region runs from base 81 to 419 and encodes 112 amino acids.
UUCACAACAGGCUUCUCGCAUUACCCACACUCUCUUCUGUGGACUUUCUUCACACACCGCUAUCAGAAAACCCAAAAACAAUGCCCUUCACGACGGCAUCCUCCAUGCUCCGCCACCGAGUCUCCUCCGCCCUCAGAACCCGCGGCGGAGCAUCAUCUGGGAGAUGGACAUCGCCGGGACAUGAGGAACGACCGAAAGGUUACUUAUUCAAUCGGACCCCACUACCACCUGGACAGCCUCGUAAAUGGGAAGACUGGGAGUUGCCUUGCUACAUCACUAGCUUCUUAACGAUUGUGAUCCUUGGUGUUGGUCUCAAUGCUAAGCCUGAUCUCACUAUUGAAACUUGGGCUCAUCAGAAAGCACUUGAACGACUCGAGAUGGAGAAGUUGGGCCUCUCCGGUUCUUCUGAUUCUGAGUGAAAUUGGAGAUCCGGGGUCUGCUUUUGCUUUACAAAUUAGCAUGGCCAGUUGCGGAACAUCAGCCCGGAUAUAGUUGCUCCCAAGAGGUUGUGCCUUGGCUCACCUGCAAUAAAGUGAUUUUUCAUUCCCAACUUUUGCAUUUACUGUUUGGUUAGACAUAGUAAAUAUGUUUUAUGUAGUUUGUUGUUAAUUAUUAGAAGGAUGCAGCAUGUCUGAAAGAACAAUGAGUGCAGGACAUCUCUUAAUAAUUCGUAAUUUUGCUCGUGUUCAUGGCGGUCUCCCUAGGGGAGACUCGUAUUUUGGAUAUGCGUUUCCAAAUGAGUUUGUUUUGAAGGGUUGUCGCGCUGGUUUUUCCUCGUUUGCUGUU